UCAAAUUUAAGGACAGGAAAUUAUUAAAAUGGAGGAGUAAUGUGGAUUGGAAUAUUGGAAUAGAAGUGAUGACUCUACAGUCUGGACAUCCCUAAUAUUGACAGAUGGACGCCUUCCAAGACUCUGAAAGCGUGUUUAAUUCCACAAGUUUGGAUCACACUUUCCCCAGGAAAAACACGGAUAAAGAUGUAGCUGAAAUCAAAGAAAACGUGUCAAGAACUUUGAAAGAUGCAAAGCGUAAAUUGAUUGAUUUACGCAACGAAGUUGAAAGAAAAGACAAUAUAAUCCGCCAAGCUAAUUUGGUUAACAGCAAUAAUAGUCAUGUUAUGGACUUGGAAUAUUCAACAGAGUACAGCUCCUCCAAACGUUUCCCAUUAUAUAAUAACAACUAUGAGAACCCAAUAGACAGCGAAAAAUUGUUGCAUGAUGAAAUAAAGGUUUUGGAUAGUUUGAAUGAUAGCCUCAUGGAAAAGCUUGCUAGAACUGAGUCAAAAUUAGAAGCUACACGAAUGCACAAUGACGAGAUAAGUUUGGAGGCCGAAGCUAAAAUAGCAGCCAAAGGUGCAGCUCUUGUAGAAAAGAUCUAUAAAGCACAAAAGGAACGUGAUGCCGCAGUAUUGUCACGACUGCGGUUGGCAAAUGAAGAACGUGAUGAAGUUUUAGCUAGGAUGAAACGACUUGAACAGGAACAACAGGGAUUUGAUUCUGGUGUUGACUCUAUCUUUGAUGAUGAUGAGGAUGAUUUGACAAUGAAGGAUCUAUUUAAGAAACUUGUAGAUUCAGAGUCUGGAGCAAGUAUCAGCAAACAUGGUGAUUUAAUACUAGCAAAAUACAAGAAACAUGGAAAAGGAAGACAAAUUAUGGCAGCUGAAGAAAUUCAGGCUUUGAUUGAUGAACGUGAUGAUGCACUUUACAAAGUUAGAGCGCUUGAGAAGGAGGUAAAAUCAAAACAAGAGGAAAUGGAAAUGAUGAAACAACAGUUUCAAUUUGCUGAGAAGACCAGAAUUAAGUCCGGACAAGCACAAUUGAUGGCUGCUCAACAAGAAAAAGAUGCAACACAACUGAGAAUUAAAGAACUUGAAGAAGAAGUCCAGAACUAUCGUGUUCGUUACAGUUUACAUAGGUCGCUGUCGCAAGAACAGACAUUGAGAGAUCAGUUUAAUGCGACAAUGAAUUCUUUUGAAACGAAACUGAACGAACGUGAGAAAGAUCUUGUAGUAGCACAAAACAACACAAAGGAGUUGGUAGCACGACUCCAAGCAAUCUCGAAAGAAAGAGAUGAGCUCAGUCUCCAACUUUCUCAAGCUUUAAGUAAUCACAAAAAGGAAAAGGAAAGAACAGAAAAGUUGGAAAGGCUUGUGUCAGUCCUCCGAAAAAGAAUAACUAAUUCCGGCAAGCAAACACUUUAAUGUAACUAUUCUAAAUGUAAAUAUUUUUGUACAGAAUUUAUAUUUGUAUCAAAUAUUUUAUUUUUCCGCAAGACUUUAAAAUUAAAAUAUAAAACCAAUCUAACAUGAAGUAGUGGAAAGAACAUCAAGAGACCAACAUGGCGGACUAUAAUUUUGAACAUUAUAUUGUUAAUUUUGUACGGUGUAAAAAGUAUACCGUGUAUUUUUAAAUUCAAACAUGGCCCA
Xenia sp. Carnegie-2017 is the source of this 1634-nucleotide messenger RNA. RefSeq names its product mirror-image polydactyly gene 1 protein-like. The record is from RefSeq and is a predicted model, not a curated record. The transcript is spliced from 10 exons. NCBI's taxonomy places the organism in Eukaryota, Metazoa, Cnidaria, Anthozoa, Malacalcyonacea, Xeniidae. Bases 105 to 1409 code for a protein of 434 amino acids.